Messenger RNA from Mercurialis annua (annual mercury), 1705 nucleotides. RefSeq names its product lysine histidine transporter-like 2. The record is from RefSeq and is a predicted model, not a curated record. The transcript is spliced from 8 exons. Gene Ontology annotation, cellular component: plasma membrane. Lineage: Eukaryota; Viridiplantae; Streptophyta; Magnoliopsida; Malpighiales; Euphorbiaceae. The coding region runs from base 72 to 1403 and encodes 443 amino acids.
UCUUCUUAUAUAUAUACAUCAUCAUUUCAUUAUUUGUCAACUGAUCAAACAAACUUGCAUAGUACAUUCUAAUGGAUACUCGAGCUGAAAAUCCCGACGCCAUUCGAAAUAUAGAUGAAAAGCAGAAGGCUAUUGAUGAUUGGCUUCCUAUAACAUCUUCAAGAAAUGCAAAAUGGUGGUAUGCAGCUUUCCACAAUGUUACUGCCAUGGUCGGAGCCGGUGUUCUAAGCCUUCCGUAUGCUAUGUCCAAUCUUGGAUGGGGUCCCGGUGCAGUAAUUCUGAUCCUGUCAUGGAUCAUAACAUUGUACACUCUGUGGCAAAUGGUUGAGAUGCAUGAAAUGGUUCCUGGCAAACGUUUCGAUCGAUAUCAUGAGCUUGGACAGCAUGCAUUUGGUGAAAAACUCGGUCUGUACAUAGUAGUUCCUCAACAGCUUAUUGUUGAAAUAGGACUGGACAUAGUGUAUAUGGUUACCGGAGGAAAAUCGCUGCAGAAAAUCCAUGAUUUACUCUGCAGAAACUGCAAACAUAUUAAAACAACUUACUUUAUCAUGAUUUUCGCCUCGGUUCAUUUUGUUCUUGCUCAUCUCCCAAAUUUCAAUUCCGUUUCCGGAGUAUCUCUGGUAGCAGCAGUCAUGUCUUUAAGUUACUCAACAAUUGCUUGGGGAGCUUCGGUGGAUAAGGGUCGUCAGCCGGAUAUAGAUUACAGCUACAGAGCUUCCACGAGCACCGGAACAGUUAUGGAUUUCUUCACUGCCUUAGGUGAUGUAGCUUUUGCUUAUGCUGGCCACAAUGUUGUAUUGGAAAUUCAAGCGACUAUACCUUCUACACCAGACAAACCAUCCAAAGUUGCUAUGUGGAGAGGAGUUAUGGUGGCAUACAUAGUCGUGGCCCUGUGCUACUUUCCAAUAGCUUUCCUCGGAUACUACAUAUUCGGCGACAAGGUUGAGGAUAAUAUUCUCAUUUCAUUGGAGAAACCAGUGUGGCUUAUUGUCAUGGCGAAUGCCUUCGUAGUUAUACAUGUUAUCGGAAGCUAUCAGUUGUAUGCAAUGCCUGUUUUCGAUAUGCUAGAAACUAUUUUAGUGAAGAGAUUGAACUUCAAGCCUAGUGCCACUCUCCGAUUUGUGACACGGAAUUCUUAUGUUGCAUUCACAAUGUUCAUCGCCAUAUGUUUUCCUUUCUUCGGAGCCCUUCUUGGGUUCUUCGGAGGUUUGGCUUUCGCCCCGACAACCUACUUUCUCCCUUGCAUCAUGUGGCUUGCAAUCUAUAAACCAAAGAGGUUCAGCUUGUCAUGGAUAACCAACUGGAUGUGCAUUAUAGCGGGGCUUCUGUUAAUGAUAUUAUCACCUAUUGGAGGGCUGAGGAACAUCAUACUCAAAGCAAAGGACUAUCAGUUCUUUUCUUGAUCAGCAUUCGGUUGUCCCACAAGAACGACGAGUUCCUAUGAUAUUAAACAGAUGGGAUUGGGACAUACAUGAAAGAUCAAAGAGUAGAAUUUAUGCAGAAAUGAAGAUUGAUAAUACUAGUAGGCAGUAGCUAGGUUUGUGUGGUUUUCUUGUGUCCAAAUAUUCAGUGAUAUGUAAUAGCAACACAGAUGCACUACAGCUUUAUUAAGAUUAGCCCAUUUGGCUGCCUAGCUUGUUUUGAUGCGAUCCUAAACUCGAAAUAUAAUAUGCAUACCAAUGACAGAUCCACUACUCGUAUCAAA